This is a messenger RNA of Solanum pennellii, 698 nucleotides long. Its product is annotated as kirola-like. NCBI's taxonomy places the organism in Eukaryota, Viridiplantae, Streptophyta, Magnoliopsida, Solanales, Solanaceae. The transcript is spliced from 2 exons. The coding region runs from base 121 to 564 and encodes 147 amino acids. Gene Ontology annotation, biological process: defense response. The record is from RefSeq and is a predicted model, not a curated record.
ACACACCCUACCAAACGAUCUCUACUAGAUUUUUCACACAAUUAAAACCUAUAUAAAGACAACUUCCAAGCGUUUUCUCACCACAUUUCUUUUCACAAACAUUUAGUUAUAUAGAAGAACAUGGGUGUGAAAGGCAAAUUGACUGCUUCGAUAGAGGUGAAAUGCGGAGGACAUUUGAUUCAUGAUCUUUUCCACUCUAAUACACAUCAUGUACCCAACAUUAGCCCUAGUAAGGUUAAUCGUUUUGAAAUUCAUCAAGGUGGAAUCAUAAAAGUUGGUUCGAUAGUAAGCUGGAAAUAUUACACCGAUGGAAAAGAAAAAUUUGCCAAGGAAGUGAUAGAGUCCAUCGAUCCUCACAACAAAUCAAUCACUUGGAAAGUGAUUGAAGGAGAUGUGCUAGACUUAUAUAAUUCCUUCAAAGUCAUCACAAGUAGUGAACAUGAGUGGACUACAUUGACAUUCGUGUACGAGAAGAAAAAUGAAGAUAUACUAAAGCCCCUCACUGUAUUUGGUGUAUGGAUUGAUGUGAUCAAAGAGAUAGAUGGUCACCUUUUCAAAAAAUAAAAAUAAAAAAUCUAUAAUAUUCAACGAUUAUGUAUAUGUGUGCGCGCGCGUAUUUGUACUUGUCUGAUGAAUUUUUAAUAAUAUCGGCUAGUUCUAACUAGCAUGUGAAAUAAAUAAUGUUAUAUUAAAUAAUA